Molecule: messenger RNA, 768 nt
Organism: Miscanthus lutarioriparius
Lineage: Eukaryota; Viridiplantae; Streptophyta; Magnoliopsida; Poales; Poaceae
Source: the annotation of a GenBank genome assembly
AUGGAGAUCCAAGCACGACUGCUACUUGUGGCCGUUUUCGGCAUUGUGAUAGCGAUAGGUUUCGCCAAUGCCGUGCAAGGAGAGACAGCAACGCCGGUUGUUGUCGGCUUGGCCAAGUGCUCCGAUUGCGCCAGGAGGAACAUGAACGCUGAGGCAGCUUUCAAAGGUCUUCAGGUGGCCGUGAAGUGCAGGAACAGCAAGGGCGAGUACGAGAGCACGGCCGUGGGACAGGUGGGCAAGUCCGGCGCCUUCAGCGUCCCGCUGGCGGCUGACGUCGUUGGCGAGGACGGGGAGCUCAAGUCCGAAUGCUUCGCGCAGCUCCACAGCGCGUCGAGUGCGCCGUGCCCCGGGCAGGAGCCGUCCAAGAUCGUCGCGGUCGCGGCGCCACCCGGUGGCCACGACGGCACCGAGAAGACGUUCGUUGCGCUCGGCGGCAAGGUCUACCGCUCGUCGCCCGAGUGCGCUUCGGCUUUCCUUUGCCACCCUUUCUUCCACAGCGUUAUGCACCAUCACCAUCACGUAGGAAUCCACACGCCUGUGGUUAUCCCUCACCUGCCUGAUCACGGCCACGGCCAUUCCAUUCCGCCUGUCACCGAUAAGCCGCCGGCGGUAGGCGUUCCUGAGCACAAACCGGCGCCGGUGCCCGUGCCGGAGCACAAGCCUCCGUCGACGCCCACCGCGCCGUCGACGCCGCCGGUGUAUUCGCCGCCGAAGCCAACCCCAAUCUACCACCCGCCGGCGCAGCGCGACGCUGUCACUGGCCCGUAG